AAACGCUUAGGCAAGUCCACAGUGCAGCAACGCCGUUAACAGACAAGUCAUUACCGUUACAAUUAGGUAAAUAUGACGAACCGAUACACAGAAGGUGAGCAAAGUUUGAUUUUGAAGUUGAUUCAGUACUUCCAAGGGGAAAAAGAAGCAGGCAAAACUUUAUUACCUGUAAGCGCAGUAUAUGAUAGGGUUUGUGCUGCCCUGGGUGUAUCGUUGUCGACUGUAAAAAGAAUUAGUACAAGAGGUGUUAAAAAAGAUGACGAUUACAAAUCGCAAAAAAGUGUGGCUAUUAGUUUAUCUCACGGACCUCCGCUGCAUGAAAUACAUGAACAUUUAAUAAGGACACGGAUUUAUGCAAUGUAUGCCACAGGCCACAGCAAGUCCGGAGACUAUCAUGACUCCAUGAAUUGCCUUAACUUUGAGAAGUGGUUUGAACAACAAUUGAUCCCGAACUUGGAUGAACCUUCUCUUAUAAUUAUGGACAACGCUUCUUACCAUUCAGGAUUGGUAGAAAAAAGUCCAAAUCAAUGCUGGACAAAAAUGUCACUUAUAGAGUGGCUAACAUCACGAGACAUUACAUUUGCACCAACAAUGAUGAAAGAUCAGAUCUGGGAAGUAGUGAAAAAUCAUAUACCACCAAAACUAUUUAGAUUGGACGAAUUAGCAUUACAACAUGGUCAUCGUGUUUUGAGACUUCCUCCAUAUCACUGCGAGUAUAAUCCAAUCGAAAUGGUAUGGUCAGAAUGCAAACGGCAUUACGAUGCAAGGAUCGGUUCAAUUCAGCCUGUCACACACAGUGCCGUUUUGUCUUUAUGGAAUGAGGCACUGCACAAAGUUACACCAGAAAAAUGGAAAAGAUAGUUUGAUCAUACAAGAGGCAUUAUAAACCAGGCCUGGGAACGGGAACAACAUAUUGAUACAUCAGACAUCUUACCGGUGAUUGUCAACUUGGACGAAUCUGAUAGUGACGAAGAUUAUUAUGAUGAUUAUAUUCAUGAGGCAGAAGAGAAUGAGCGUGUUUAAGAAUAUUAUUUUGGGCCGUUUAUACAUAUAUACCUACUUGUCGUGUAGUGUCGUUUUUU
This is a messenger RNA of Photinus pyralis (common eastern firefly), 1082 nucleotides long. RefSeq lists its product as uncharacterized. Lineage: Eukaryota; Metazoa; Arthropoda; Insecta; Coleoptera; Lampyridae. The record is from RefSeq and is a predicted model, not a curated record. Gene Ontology annotation, molecular function: nucleic acid binding. The transcript has 6 exons. The coding region runs from base 73 to 861 and encodes 262 amino acids.